This is a messenger RNA of Asparagus officinalis (garden asparagus), 965 nucleotides long. RefSeq names its product cytochrome P450 CYP736A12-like. Bases 149 to 862 code for a protein of 237 amino acids. The transcript is spliced from 2 exons. The record is from RefSeq and is a predicted model, not a curated record. NCBI's taxonomy places the organism in Eukaryota, Viridiplantae, Streptophyta, Magnoliopsida, Asparagales, Asparagaceae. Gene Ontology annotation, molecular function: monooxygenase activity; iron ion binding; heme binding.
UCCCGCUCACAAAAAAAAUAAGAAAAAAUAAGAAAGAUUGAAAACCCUCCUCUCCACCACCUCCAGUCCUCCUUCCCGAGCCGGCGAGCCUCCGACGACCCGUCUUCAAGCUUCACCCCAUCAGACUCAUCCUUCACCCCAUCAGGACAUGCUCGAGGCUUCAAUGGACACACUGCGCACUCCAAUCGAAUGGGCCCUUUCGGAGCUCAUCAAGCAUCCACGGAUCAUGAAGAAGGCCCAACAAGAGCUAGAAGCAGUCGUGGGCCUCCACCGGAAAGUUGAAGAGCCCGACUUACCGAAACUCGAGUACUUGAGCAUGAUCGUGAAGGAAACCCUCAGGCUCCACCCUCUCAAUGCAUUCAUCUUCCACCACGGUAAACAAGAAUGCGUCGUCAACGGGUAUCUCAUACCGAAGCGCUCCAACGUGAUGAUCAGCCUGUGGUCGAUAGGCAGAGACCCUAAAGUGUGGGAUAACGCAGAGGAGUUCAUACCAGAAAGGUUCGUCAGUAGUGACAUCGACUACAGGGACAACGGUCUCCGACUGCUUUCGUUUGGAUCGGGUCGAAGAAUGUGUGCCGGUAUGCAACUUGCUUUGGUUGUGUACCCGUUGAUCUUAGCUCAGAUGAUCCACUGUUUUGACUGGGAUCUUCCUAAAGGCGGGUCGGAUUUGGAUAUGAAAGAAGUUUACGGAUUCACUAUGCCGCGGGCCGAACCGUUAUGGGCGAUUCCGAGGAAACGGCUCGAUGUAACUGAAAAGGCUCAUGAAGUCGUAGGAGUUGUACUAUGCCAAUGGGGUCGGAGCACUGGACCGGCCCAAAUUGUUUUAAUUUGUAAUAAGGCAGGAACCGCAGUGAUCGUAUAGUUAGUGGUUUAUUAAUGGUGGUGAGUUUCUUUCGUUAUCUUCUUAAGUAGUAGUUAAUGAUGAUGUUUGGUAAUAAAUAAAAUGUGUAUGCUUAUUGAAAUUA